This is a messenger RNA of Chaetura pelagica (chimney swift), 3636 nucleotides long. It is a transcript of the gene SMC2, whose product is annotated as structural maintenance of chromosomes 2. The record is from RefSeq and is a predicted model, not a curated record. The transcript has 24 exons. The coding region runs from base 1 to 3636 and encodes 1211 amino acids. Gene Ontology annotation, molecular function: ATP hydrolysis activity; protein binding; ATP binding. NCBI's taxonomy places the organism in Eukaryota, Metazoa, Chordata, Aves, Apodiformes, Apodidae. Gene Ontology annotation, biological process: chromosome organization. Gene Ontology annotation, cellular component: chromosome.
AUGUACAUUAAAUCAAUUGUCCUUGAAGGCUUUAAAUCCUAUGCUCAGAGGACAGAAGUUUGUGACUUUGACCCAUUGUUCAAUGCUAUUACUGGUUUGAAUGGUAGUGGCAAGUCUAAUAUCUUGGACUCAAUCUGUUUCCUGUUGGGAAUCACCAAUCUGACACAGGUUAGAGCUUCCAACUUGCAUGACCUAGUUUAUAAGAAUGGGCAGGCUGGAAUUACUAGAGCAUCUGUGUCUAUUACCUUUGAUAAUUCUGACAAGAAAAUGAGCCCUCUCGGUUUUGAAGCUAAUGAUGAGAUCACCAUCACUAGGCAGAUUGUCAUUGGAGGUAGAAAUAAGUAUCUUAUCAACGGUGUGAAUGCUACCAAUAGUCGUGUGCAGGAUCUCUUCUGUUCUGUUGGACUCAAUGUCAAUAACCCUCACUUCCUCAUCAUGCAGGGACGAAUUACCAAAAUUCUAAAUAUGAAGCCACCAGAGAUUUUAGCUAUGAUUGAAGAAGCAGCUGGUACUAGGAUGUAUGAAUGCAAGAAAACAGCUGUCCAGAAAACCAUAGAGAAGAAGGAAGCCAAACUAAGAGAAAUUCAAACGGUCUUGGAUGAAGAGAUCACUCCAACUUUACAGAAACUGAUAGAGGAUCGAUCAUCUUUUCUAGAAUACCAGAAAGUAGUACGGGCAAUAGAACAUUUAAGCCACCUCUGUAUAGCUUACCAGUUUUUUCUGGCUGAGGAGACAAAGGUGUCCUCUGCUGAAGUAUCAAGGGAAAUGCAGGCUAAUUUAGAGAAGCUUUGUGAAUCAAGGGCAGAAAAUGAAAAUAAAGUGAAACAACUUAAUGAAGAAAUAGCAGAGCUGGAAAAGGAAAAGGAUAAGGAAGUGCAUGGUACACUCCGUUCACUGGAAGAUGCACUUUCAGAAAUUCAGAGAGUUAAUACUAAAGCACAAAGUGCCCUUGAUCUCAAGAAGCAAAACUUGAAAAUUGAAGAGAAUAAGUAUGAAGAACUGGUAAAAAGUAUGCAGGAGGAUUCUAAGGCAUUAGUGUCAAAAGAGAAAGAAGUAAAGAAGAUGGAGGAAGAACUAAAAGCUUUACAGGAAGCAAGUGAAAAAGAUGCAGCUGUUUUAACUGCAGCACAACAGCAUUUUAAUGCUUUGUCUGCUGGCUUGUCCAGCAAUGAUGAUGGGGAAGAAGCUACUCUUGCUGGACAAAUGAUGACCUGCAAAAAUGAAAUCAGCAAAGCAGUCACAGAGGCCAAACAGGCUCAAAUGAAGUUGAAUUAUGCACAACAAGAAUUAAAGAAAAAACAAGCUGAUGUUAAAAAGAUGGAUGGUAACUACAAGAAAGACCAAGGAGCACUUGAAGUUGUCAGAAAAGCAAAAGAAAAACUAGAGGACCAAAUGAAGAAGCUGAACUAUGAAGAAGAGAAAGAAGAAGCCCUUUUAGCAAAAAAGAAGGCAUUGACUCGUGAGAUCAGCCAACUGAGAGAACUGUAUGAAGGCUUAGUGGCAAAGUUUCCUCAUCUACAAUUUGAGUACAAAGAUCCAGAAAAAAAUUGGGAUCCAAACCAUGUGAAAGGCCUUGUUGCAUCUCUUAUCACUGUGAAAGAUCUAUCCAAAGCAAAAGCCCUAGAAGCAGUGGCUGGAGGGAAACUCUAUAACGUUAUUGUGGACACAGAGGUUACUGGCAAAAAGCUUUUGGAGAAGGGUGAACUGAAGCGUCGAUACACAAUCAUUCCACUGAACAAAAUUUCAGCCAGGUGUGUUGGACAAGACAUUGUUAAGUUGGCCCAAACCUUGGCUGGUCCUGAUAACUCACAUUUAGCCCUUUCUCUGGUUGGAUAUGAACCUGAACUGCAGAAAGCAAUGGAAUAUGUCUUUGGAACAACACUGAUCUGUAAUAACAUGGAUAAUGCUAAGAAAGUGACCUUUGACAAAAGGAUAAUGACAAGAAGUGUCACAGUUGAUGGAGAUGUGUUUGACCCCCAGGGCACUCUGCAUGGAGGUGCUUGCUCACAGGCUGCACCAAUAUUGUCUAAACUUCAAGAAAUUAAAGACAUUGAAGUACAACUCAAGACAAAGGAGUCUGAACUGGAAACUGUCGAGAAGGAGCUCGCAACCUUGAAGAGUGUUGCCGAAAAGUACCAGCAACUGAAACAGCAAUGGGAGAUGAAGUCUGAGGAAGUAGAGCUGUUGCAAACCAAGCUCCACCAAAGUGCUUACCACAAACAAGAGGAAGAGCUGCUUGCCCUGAAGAAAACCAUUGCUGAGUGUGAAGAGACAUUGAAGAGAAGUGAAGAGAGCCAAAAGAAAGCAGAAGAUAAAUACAAGGUAUUAGAGCAUAAAAUGAAAAAUGCAGCAGCAGAGUCUGAAAAAGAACUAAAAAAUGCACAGCAGAAACUGGAUAGUGCCAAGCAAAAAGCAGACGCUUCAAGCAAAAAAAUGAAAGAAAAGCAGCAGGAAGUUGAAGCUUUAAUUCUGGAACUUGAAGAGCUAAAACAGGAACACGACUCCUGUAAACAACAGAUAGCAGCUGCAGAUGAAGCAAUCAAAUCCUACCAUAAGCAAGUUGAUGCUAUGGCAGUUGAGGUGUCUAAGACAAAGGAAUCUGUAGAGAAAUCAGAGAAGGAGCUGGCCAAGCAAAAGGAAGCAAUUCUGUUACAGGAUAAAGCAAUUAAAGCCCGAUCUGCAGAGAUAGCAAAAUGCAAAGAACUAAAUAACGAAUUACAGCUUAAGGUUAAAGAAUUAGAACACAACAUCAGCAAACAUCAACAAGAGGCUGCAGAUGCCGCUGCCAAGGUGACCAAAAUGCUGAAAGAGUAUGAGUGGAUAGCUACAGAAAAACAGUUAUUUGGUCAGCCAAACACAGCCUAUGACUUCAAAUCUAACAAUCCUAAAGAAGCAGUUCAGAAGCUGAAGAUGAUGCAGGAGAAAAAAGAGAAGCUGGGAAGGAAUGUGAACAUGAGAGCUAUGACUAUGCUUGCUGAGACAGAGGAGAGGUACAACGACUUAAUGAAGAAAAAAAGAAUUGUCGAGAAUGACAAGACAAAAAUUCUUGCAGCUAUUAAAGAGCUUGACCAUAAGAAAACUGAAGCUUUAAAUAUUGCUUGGAAAAAGGUGAACGAAGACUUUGGUUCAAUUUUCUCCACGCUUCUACCAGGAGCCAGAGCUAUGCUAGUACCUUUUAAAUCCCGAAGUAUCUUGGAUGGUCUGGAGUUCAGAGUUGCCCUAGGAGAGACCUGGAAGGAAGACUUAACAGAACUUAGCGGAGGACAAAGAUCAUUGGUGGCCUUGUCCUUGAUCUUAUCCAUGCUUCUCUUCAAACCUGCCCCAAUUUAUAUCUUGGAUGAAGUGGAUGCAGCUCUUGAUCUCUCUCACACCCAGAAUAUUGGGCAGAUGCUUCAUGCUCAUUUCAGACACUCCCAGUUUAUUGUGGUGUCCUUGAAGGAUGGAAUGUUUAACAAUGCAAAUGUCCUCUACAAGACCAAGUUUGUGGACGGUGUAUCCACUGUUACAAGAUACCAGCAGUUUCAGCGCAAAAAUGCUGCACCGCCCCUGGCAGCUUCACCUCCCCUCGCAAAACGCCGGAAAGUACAGGAGUGCCUGGAGAAACAGAAAGCUUGUCCACUCCCACAAAAGGAGUAG